Contarinia nasturtii (swede midge) is the source of this 690-nucleotide messenger RNA. RefSeq lists its product as uncharacterized. The record is from RefSeq and is a predicted model, not a curated record. NCBI's taxonomy places the organism in Eukaryota, Metazoa, Arthropoda, Insecta, Diptera, Cecidomyiidae. The coding region runs from base 52 to 582 and encodes 176 amino acids. The transcript has 3 exons.
GAGUAAUUUCAUGCAAAUCACCAGAUAAUUUUGAGAACCUGUGUGAACAAAAUGAAUCGAAUAUUUCUCUGUAUAUUAUUCAUUACUGUUAUAAGUUUGGAGCUCCUAGUUCCAUGCGCAAAUGCUGGACCUGGUGAAAAGUUCAAAAAAGUUGGUAAAGCUAUGAAACAGGGUGGAAUGGAAACUGCCAAGGGAAUUCGUAAUACAAGUGUCAAAUUUGGAAAAAGUGUGGUGACCACAGCGGGCCAUGGGAUCGUUACAGGUGUACAUGCUGUUGGCACAGGUCUUGCCUGUGGACUUUGUCCUGUGUGGACAGUGGUUGGUUUACCAGACGAAGGUAUGGAUAUGGCGGGCAGAGCAGCUCGCCACUUGUUAGGCAGCGCAGUAAAAACAGGUGAGCAUGGGAUUGACGCAGGCAAACAUGCUGCUGUUCUGGGUAAAAAGGUAGCAACCAGCCCUUGUGUCUGUGGUACCAAUACGAUGCAGGCGAUGGCAGAAAUGGAACGUCAGGAGGAAAUUUUGGCAGAAAUAGAGGAAGAAAAGAGAAGAAAAUUUAAAAAAUUACCAGAAUCAAGCAAUUAAUUACAUUUUUCAGUGGGUUUCAAUCAGAAUUCCAGGUUUCUAUUUCAAUGUGUAAUAGAAUUUGAAAAUAAAUGUACUUGCAAAUGAAGCAGGUAGCACAAUUGUCAA